Messenger RNA from Kwoniella shivajii, 1764 nucleotides. RefSeq lists its product as uncharacterized. The record is from RefSeq and is a predicted model, not a curated record. The coding region runs from base 1 to 1764 and encodes 587 amino acids. Gene Ontology annotation, molecular function: methylcrotonoyl-CoA carboxylase activity. Gene Ontology annotation, biological process: L-leucine catabolic process. NCBI's taxonomy places the organism in Eukaryota, Fungi, Basidiomycota, Tremellomycetes, Tremellales, Cryptococcaceae. The transcript is spliced from 12 exons. Gene Ontology annotation, cellular component: mitochondrion; methylcrotonoyl-CoA carboxylase complex.
AUGCUUUCCAGGUCACUGAAGCGGGCUUCGAGCUCGUUCAUACUCUGUACUCGUACAGCAAGAAGAACAUUGAUCCCCCAACCACCACUGCCUCUUGUAACUCCUCGUCCUUUGCCUACAUUCCACAAGUUCACUUCCGAAGAUGCCAAAGCCAAUAGAUCAUACAUGACCAGAUUACUAGAAGGAUUAGAUGAGCUCAGGAGCAGAGCGAGAGAAGGAGGAGGGAAAGAAACUUUGGAGAAAUGGAAGGCGAGGGGCGAGGGCAAAUUGAGCGCAAGAGAGAGAGUUGCAGCCCUGCUGGAUCCGGCAAGCCCAUUUAUUGAGUUAUCACCUCUGGCAGCACAUGAAGUCUACCCAGAUCCAUUACCUGGAGCAGGGAUAAUCACUGGAAUAGGUAUGGUUGCAGGUAGAAAAUGUAUGAUAGUAGCGAAUGAUCCAACAGUAAAAGGAGGAGCGUACUAUCCGUUGACUGUCAAGAAACACCUUCGGGCACAACAGAUAGCUCUUGAGAAUCGAUUACCAUGUAUUUAUUUGGUAGAGUCUGGUGGGGCGGCAUUACCUUAUCAAGCCGAAGUCUUCCCAGAUCAUGAUCACUUCGGUCGUAUAUUCUAUAAUAUGGCGAGAAUGUCAGGUCUUGGUAUACCACAGAUUAGUGUAGUUCAUGGUAUAAGUGUUGCUGGAGGAGCAUAUAUGCCUGCGAUGUCAGAUGUGGUCAUAAUUGUCAAGAAUCAAGGUCGGAUCUUUUUAGCUGGGCCACCUUUGGUGAAAGCCGCUACGGGAGAAAUAGUAGACGACGAGACCUUAGGCGGAGGUGAGAUGCAUACGUCCAUUUCUGGAGUAGCGGAUUAUUUGGCGACGUCCGAUUCUCACGCGUUAGGAUUAGCAAGAGAAGCAAUGAAAGAUCUAGGUCCUGUUACCGUCUCUAGUUCCACUUCUUCAAGAACUGUCAAGGAACCUCUAUACUCUACGAAAGAAUUGGAUGAGAUCGUUCCUUCCGAUCCUAAACAGGCUUAUAAUCCAAGAGAGAUCAUAGCUAGAUUAGUGGACGGAAGUGAAUUCAGAGAGUUCAAGAAGGAAUAUGGUAAAACAAUCAUCACUGGCUUUGCAGAGAUACAUGGGCAUACUGUCGGGAUCAUAGCAAACGCUGGCGUUCUGCUUUCACCAUCAGCAUUGAAAUCUACCCACUUCAUAAAUCUUUGUUCACAAAGAGGCAUUCCUCUGAUAUUCCUAGUGAAUGUCAGCGGGUAUAUGGUGGGUGAAAAAGCUGAAAAGGGAGGAAUUGCGAAAGAUGGUGCGAAAAUGGUUAGAGCUGUUGCGAGAGCCAAAGUUGAGAAAUAUACAGUUGUUGUGGGAGGAAGUUAUGGCGCAGGAAAUUACGGAAUGUGCGGUAGAGCUUACUCCCCUCGAUUCUUAUGGAUGUGGCCGAAUUCCAAAAUAUGCGUGAUGGGUCCAGAUCAGUUGUCCACCGUUAUGCAUACUGUUCAAGGGAAAAGAUCCAGUUCCACCGGUUCUGACGAAGCUGAGAGGAAAAAGCAAGAACUGAAAGAGAAGAUUGAGAAACAAAGUGAUGUCCUAUUUUCAACAGCUAGAAUAUGGGAUGAUGGAAUCAUCAAACCCAGUGAUACGCGUGAUUUGCUUGGUUUGGGUUUGGAGUUAGCUCAUGAAGAAAGAUCAACGCGAAAGUCAGUUGGUAUGGGGAGAGGAAAUCGAGGUGAGAUAGGAGCAGACGGUGAUUCUGGUGAUUGGGGUGUAUUUAGGAUGUGA